Molecule: messenger RNA, 2342 nt
Organism: Rattus norvegicus (Norway rat)
Lineage: Eukaryota; Metazoa; Chordata; Mammalia; Rodentia; Muridae
Gene: Hdc
Product: histidine decarboxylase
Exons: 12
Coding region: 69-2039 (656 amino acids)
Biological process (GO): amino acid metabolic process; biogenic amine biosynthetic process; histamine biosynthetic process
Molecular function (GO): histidine decarboxylase activity; pyridoxal phosphate binding; carbon-carbon lyase activity
Source: RefSeq, marked provisional
CAAUAGUGAGUAAGAAGCCCGGCUGCCUUCCGGUCUCCUCUUUCUGUCUGCAAGCCAAGUCAAGAAAGAUGAUGGAGCCCAGUGAAUACCGUGAAUACCAAGCUAGAGGGAAAGAGAUGGUGGAUUACAUCUGCCAGUACCUGAGCACCCUGCGGGAGAGGCAGGUGACCCCAAAUGUGAAGCCUGGGUACCUGCGAGCCCAGAUACCUUCAAGUGCUCCUGAGGAACCCGACAGCUGGGAUAGCAUCUUUGGGGACAUUGAGCAAAUCAUCAUGCCUGGGGUGGUUCACUGGCAGAGCCCCCACAUGCACGCCUACUAUCCGGCUCUCACCUCUUGGCCAUCCCUGCUAGGAGAUAUGCUGGCUGACGCCAUCAACUGCUUGGGGUUCACGUGGGCUUCCAGCCCGGCCUGCACAGAGCUGGAGAUGAACAUCAUGGACUGGCUGGCGAAGAUGCUGGGGCUCCCGGACUUCUUCCUGCACCACCAUCCCAGCAGCCAGGGGGGAGGCGUCUUGCAGAGCACUGUCAGCGAAUCCACUUUAAUUGCCCUGCUGGCAGCAAGGAAGAACAAAAUCCUAGAAAUGAAAGCGCAUGAGCCCAAUGCUGAUGAGUCCUCUCUGAACGCUCGUCUUGUUGCCUAUGCCUCUGACCAGGCUCACUCUUCAGUGGAGAAGGCUGGCUUGAUUUCCCUUGUGAAGAUCAAAUUUCUGCCUGUGGAUGACAACUUCUCACUCCGAGGAGAAGCUCUCCAGAAGGCCAUCGAGGAAGACAAGCAACAGGGCUUGGUGCCUGUGUUUGUCUGUGCAACCUUAGGGACCACUGGAGUCUGUGCAUUUGAUAAGCUGUCAGAGCUGGGGCCCAUCUGUGCCAGGGAGGGACUGUGGCUCCACGUCGAUGCUGCUUAUGCAGGAACAGCCUUUCUGUGCCCUGAGCUCCGGGGCUUCCUGAAGGGCAUUGAGUACGCCGACUCCUUCACCUUUAACCCUUCCAAGUGGAUGAUGGUGCACUUUGACUGCACUGGGUUCUGGGUCAAGGACAAGUACAAGCUACAGCAGACCUUCAGUGUGAACCCCAUCUACCUCAGACAUGCGAACUCUGGUGUCGCCACUGACUUCAUGCAUUGGCAGAUCCCCUUGAGCCGGCGCUUUCGCUCCAUUAAGCUGUGGUUUGUGAUUCGGUCCUUCGGGGUGAAGAAUCUUCAAGCACAUGUCAGACACGGUACAGACAUGGCUAAAUACUUUGAAUCUCUGGUCAGGAGCGACCCUGUUUUCGAAAUUCCUGCUGAGAGGCACCUUGGUCUGGUGGUUUUUCGUCUGAAGGGUCCCAACUGUCUCACAGAAAGUGUGUUAAAGGAAAUAGCCAAAACUGGCCAGGUCUUCCUCAUCCCAGCCACUAUCCAGGACAAGCUGAUCAUCCGUUUCACCGUGACGUCCCAGUUCACCACCAAGGAUGACAUCCUGAGAGAUUGGAACCUCAUCCGAGAGGCUGCUAACCUUGUCCUGAGCCAGCACUGCACUUCUCAGCCGAGCCCUCGGGCCAAGAACCUUAUUCCACCGCCGGUGACCAGAGACUCCAAAGACCUGACCAAUGGGCUAUCCCUGGAGUCUGUCAACGAGGGAGGAGAUGACCCAGUACAGGUCCGGAAGAUCUUCAGGCUGCCAGGAGACAGUCUGGAAACGACAAUGGAUCCCUUUGAUGAUUGCUUCUCAGAAGAGGCCUCCGAUACCACCAAGCACAAGCUGUCGUCCUUUCUGUUCAGUUACUUGUCGGUACAGAACAAGAAGAAGACAAUGCGGUCCCUCAGCUGCAACAGUAUGCCUAUGAGUGCCCAGAAGUCACCUCCCCCAGAUGCUUCCGUGAAGCAUGGGGGCUUCUUCCGGGCCAGAAUCUUUUCUGGGUUCCCAGAAGAAAUGAUGAUGAUGAAGAAAGGUGGCUUCAAAAAGCUGAUCAAGUUCUACAGUGUUCCCAGCUUUCCUGAAUGCAGCUCUCAGUGUGGUACCCUCCAGCUGCCCUGCUGCCCUCUGCAGGCCAUGGUGUAGGUGACGGGAGUCUUCAAUCAGAAUGCAAGGGUGUGCUUCAGGGAGUUCGGGAACCCUUGAAAUUGUGUGCAGUUUGUGUGCUUAUUAUGUAUGUGUGUGCAUCUUGAGGGAAGUAAGCCCAUAAUUUUGAUCAUAGCCUCACAGGGGUUCAUGACCCACAAUAGAUUGGAAUUGGGCAGUUUAAGCUGGCAUGCUUCAGAGGGUUGCAGGGGCUUGUGUGACAGAAGGGGCUGAGAGAGCAGUGUCCUGUUAAGCUUGUAAUGUAAAAAACAACCUAGAAAUAAAUUGUGCCUAUAUCUAAAA